Molecule: messenger RNA, 902 nt
Organism: Gasterosteus aculeatus aculeatus (three-spined stickleback)
Lineage: Eukaryota; Metazoa; Chordata; Actinopteri; Perciformes; Gasterosteidae
Gene: ier2b
Product: immediate early response 2b
Source: RefSeq, a predicted model, not a curated record
GCGCGCGCGCGCGCGCGUGCUGCAGCUCCAGCAGGUGUGGGCGGCGCCUGCUUGUCACUUCCAGAGGAAUGAAGCCCGUGUUACGUCAAAGGGGCAAUAAAACGCCACCCUUCUGCUCUCUGCUCUCACUCCUCCGAGCGCCACACGCGAUGAAGCGCCGCGGUCCGGCCUGAACACACCGACCACAAAGCAGCCGCCGGAGCCCGUGACGUGCCCAGAAAACAACCGCGCGUAAUUACGCACACAGCGAACGACGCGGAAAAGGAACAAUGAAUGCCACGAGCGCCAUGGAGGUGAGCGCCGAGGCCAGGCGGAUCCUGGCCGUGUCCAUCAGCAAGCUGUACGCGUCCCGGUCCCAGAGAGGCGGGCUGAGGCUCCACCGGGGCCUCCUGCUCUCCGUGGUCAUGAGGUCUGCCCGGGACAUCUAUCACUCCUCCCGGGAGUGCGACGAGCAGUGCGGCGCGCGGCCGACAUCGGAGGUGCUGAUGGAGACCGGCUGCGGCCCGCAGGAGCAACCGGCGCUGCCGGAGCCGGAGCCCGAGCCCCAGCCGGAGCCCCAGCCGGAGCCCCAGCCGGAGCCCCAGCCGGAGCCCCAGCAGGAGCCCCAGCCGGCGGGGAAGUCGGAGGAAUCGGACAGCGAGGACGACCUGUCCGACGGGGAGACCGCGGAGGACAAAGAGAACAUUGGCCCCGCGAGGCGGUCCAGGAAACGCCGGGGCAAGGCGGCGGCGGCGCCCGACUUCCUUCCCAGCAAGAGGGCGAGGCUGGAGCCCGGGGAGGAGAGGCACGCCGCCGCGCCCCCCAGCAGCUGCCGCGCCGCGGCCGCGGAGUCGCUGGCCGCGCUGUCGCUCAACGGGGUCCCCGCGUUCUGAACACACCGACCUUCCAAGCAGACGGCGAGG